CUGCUGCAGACAGAGGAGAGAGUAUCAUGUCGGAGCAGAACUCGGCAGCAGAAGCCAGCCUAUCUGGUCCAGAACAAAAUGCCCCAAAUCCCAGUUACAGCCCCAACAACCUGCCGCUACUCACUCAGACCGAUUCUCGGGACAAAUGGAGUAAGAAAAUCGAUUUCCUCCUUUCCGUUAUCGGCUUUGCUGUGGACCUAGGCAAUGUGUGGCGAUUUCCUUACAUCUGUUAUCAGAAUGGAGGAGGUGCCUUCUUAAUCCCAUAUACCUUGAUGGCUGUUUUUGGAGGUGUACCCCUCUUCUACAUGGAGCUUGCUUUGGGCCAGUUUCACAGAACAGGAGCUAUAUCCAUUUGGAAACAUAUAUGCCCAAUAUUUAAAGGGAUUGGAUAUGCUAUUUGUAUUAUUGCCUUAUAUGUGUCAUUCUAUUACAACACCAUCAUAGCCUGGGCACUGUAUUACUUCUAUUCUUCAUUUACUGGAACAUUGCCAUGGACUAACUGUGACAAUAGCUGGAAUACUCUUAACUGUACCAACUACUUUGGAAAAAACAAAGUUGCAUGGACAAAUUUCUCUAAAUCACCUGCUGAAGAGUUUUAUACGAGAAAUGUGCUUGAGAUCCACAAGUCACCUGGACUGCACGAUGUAGGCAACAUCCGCUGGCAGCUGCUUCUCUGCCUAUUUCUGAUUUUCACAAUUGUCUACUUCAGUCUUUGGAAAGGAGUGAAAACUUCAGGAAAGGUUGUUUGGGUAACGGCCACACUCCCCUAUGUUGUUCUGUUUAUACUAUUCAUUCGUGGAAUUACUUUACCGGGGGCAUGGAGAGGCAUCGAAUUCUAUCUUAGACCCAACUGGAAAAAGUUGACUGAAACAAGUGUAUGGGUGGAUGCUGCAACUCAGAUAUUUUUCUCCUUGGGUCCAGGAUUUGGCGUUCUCUUGGCUUUAGCCAGCUAUAACCAGUUUAACAAUAACUGCUAUCGAGAUGCUAUAGUAACCAGUCUGGUAAACUGCCUGACGAGUUUCUUGUCUGGUUUUGUUAUUUUCACUGUACUGGGCUACAUGGCUGAAAUGAGAAAUGUAGAAGUGGAAGAUGUGGCAAGAGAUAAAGGUCCAAGUCUUCUGUUCAUAACCUAUCCCGAAGCGAUUGCCAACAUGGUCGGUUCUACAUUUUUUGCUAUCAUAUUUUUUCUCAUGGUAAUAACACUUGGACUGGACAGCACUUUUGGUGGACUUGAAGCAGUAAUAACAGCAGUGAUGGAUGAAUAUCCACACCUCCUUGCUAAACGAAGAGAACUAUUUGUUCUUGGUUUAGUUACUGUGUGUUUUCUUGGAGCUCUCAGCACUCUUACCCAUGGUGGUGCGUAUGUGGUGAAACUUCUAGAAGAAUUUGGUGCUGGCUGCUCUAUCAUUGCAGUGGUUUUCUUAGAAGCUAUAGCUGUCUCAUGGUUUUAUGGGAUCCAAAGAUUCAGUAACGAUGUUAAAACUAUGUUAGGCUUUGCUCCAGGAAUAUUCUGGAAAGUUUGCUGGGUAGCUAUUAGUCCAGCCUUUCUAGCAUAUAUAAUAGUCAGUUCUCUUCUGGAUCAGCCUCUUCUUACCUUGUUUAACUAUAACUUCCCUGAGUGGAGUAUCUCAGUUGGUUACAUCAUAGGGGCAUCAUCCUUCAUCUGGAUUCCUGUCUACAUGGUGUACAAACUUGUGUGGACACCAGGAUCACUGAAACAGGAGCAGGAACAAGUCACGUUUGUCCCAAUGCAUGGCACUGGUGCUUUAACAACAUGA
Messenger RNA from Protopterus annectens (West African lungfish), 1778 nucleotides. RefSeq names its product sodium-dependent serotonin transporter-like. Bases 27 to 1778 code for a protein of 583 amino acids. Gene Ontology annotation, biological process: serotonin uptake; sodium ion transmembrane transport. The record is from RefSeq and is a predicted model, not a curated record. The transcript is spliced from 13 exons. NCBI's taxonomy places the organism in Eukaryota, Metazoa, Chordata, Ceratodontiformes, Protopteridae. Gene Ontology annotation, molecular function: serotonin:sodium:chloride symporter activity; serotonin binding. Gene Ontology annotation, cellular component: neuron projection; membrane.